Messenger RNA from Exophiala oligosperma, 2202 nucleotides. RefSeq lists its product as uncharacterized. The record is from RefSeq and is a predicted model, not a curated record. Gene Ontology annotation, cellular component: nucleus. Lineage: Eukaryota; Fungi; Ascomycota; Eurotiomycetes; Chaetothyriales; Herpotrichiellaceae. Gene Ontology annotation, biological process: DNA-templated transcription; positive regulation of transcription by RNA polymerase II. Gene Ontology annotation, molecular function: DNA-binding transcription factor activity, RNA polymerase II-specific; sequence-specific DNA binding; zinc ion binding. The transcript has 5 exons. Bases 1 to 2202 code for a protein of 733 amino acids.
AUGACUCCAAAUCAAACCUUUUUGCCAGGUUCUACGCAUGGUAGGAACCCGCAAGUAACCAAGAAGCGUCGACGCGAUGGGGAGAGAGCUCGGGUCACUCGGGCUUGUGAUCGGUGCAAAAAGCGGAAAAUCAAAUGCAAUGGCAGACAGCCAUGUGAAUUCUGCUCCCGGACCAAUGAUAGCUGCACAUUUGAUUCCGUCUAUACAAGAGGUCGGGCGCCUUCCAUUCCGGCGGCGGCCGAGGCUGAGAUUGGAAGCAACUCCAAACCUGGUGAGGACGUGAUGACUCCCAGUGAAAGUCCUGCUGUCUCAAGCCAGCAGUACCUGGCAGUCCCAACCACGGAGGCAAUUCAAGGUUCUGUAGCACUACAGAGCCAGCAUGUUUCAUCAACCUAUCGGGCGCCUUCCGCCUUAGCAUAUGUGGCGACAACAUCACCCAGUUCCCCUGAGCCAUGUCAAGCCAACAUACAAGGCCAUUACAUUGGGCCAGCAUCUGGCUUUUCUUUCUUGCUCAGGGUCCAGAAGCGCUUGGGUCAAGCCAUCUCCUUCUCUCAUCCUAGCAGCAUCUUUACCUUUGGUGAUGCUCCUUUGCAUCCUCCUGAAUUUGAUCCCUCCUUCUGCAUGAUGCUUCCUCGGAGCGAUGCUCAACGUUUGAUAGACCGGUAUUUUGACUUUGCAAUGCCGACGUACCGUUUCCUCCAUCGGCCCACGAUCCAGGAAUGGUUCGAGGAAUUUUAUGAUACCCUUGGAGUCAUGCGCGAUGCGCCUAGUGCUCCAGCCAAGGUUGCUUUGCUCUUCGCAGUGUUUGCGCACGCCAGGGUAUAUAUGCCUGAUAAUGACAGGCCGGGUCCGCCUGAUCUGAGUGCCCGCUACUUCUUAGCUGCCGAGCAUCAACUUGCGAAGGAGAGAGGCUCCAUACGCUUGACUAGUAUCCAAGCGCGUCUGACUCAGUGUUAUUACCUUCUGACCCAGUCUCGCAUCAACCAUUGCUGGAGUUUGUUCGGUACAACGUCGCAUUUGGCACUGGCCAUUGGGUUGAAUCGGAGCAGGCGGCCUGACGCAGCAAGUGGAUUCCACCAGGUGGAAGCCGAAUGCCGCCGACGAACCUUCUGGUGUGCCUACACCCUAGACACAUAUCUCAGCGUCGCUCUGGGCAGACCGCGGUCAUUUCACGACGAGGACAUUGACACAGAGCUCCCGGCAUGUGUCGAGGAUGAAGAACUAACCGCAGACUAUGUUAACACGUCUUCAUUGUUGAAAGUCCAGUCGAUCAUGCUUGCUCCGCUUGCACAUAUGAAACUUGCACGUAUCAUCAGCCGGAUCUUACGCGAUCUUUACUCGAUCAAGGCUAUUUCAGCCAAUCGCCGAGCGGUCUUGACCGAGAGGGUCUCAAAAGACCUGAGUGACUGGCGAGUCGAGUUUGCUCGGUUUCUGGACGCCGAGUACUCCAACACUACCCGCCUCAUUCCAAUCUUCCAGCGGCAACGAAAUGUUCUCAACCUUACCUACUGGCACGCUAUUAUUCUCACUCACCGACCGUUCCUGCUGAAUAACCUUGCACGGCUUUCAGAGCAAAACAGGAGCGUAGAACAGGAAGACCCACAAACCGAGGAGAACGUGCAGCAGUGCCUGAAAGCUGCGAUGAACACUGCGAAUACGAUCGACGAUAUAAGGCAAAACCGUCAAAUGUUUCGCGCCUUUUGGAUUACCGCGUACUUCGCCUUCGCCGCAAACGUUGUACUGUAUAUCUACGUGAUACAGAAACGAUCAUCUCCGCAAGAGGUCUAUAGCGACUUCCUCGCAGCUGCCACCCGGUGCCAAUCCCAUAUCUCGAGCAUUGCCGAGAAAGGAUCGCUGUCCGAGCGCUAUUGCCUCGUGUUGGAGGAAUUGCGCGUCGAAGCCUUCCGCCAAACUGGAAAUACGCACCAACCCAUGCCCGGUCUGGGAGGGAUGGACAGCCACGCUGGCCAUUUAAACCACGCACAAGAGAGUGGAAGCCCAACCCAGUCAUUGUUUGUGGAAGGCAAUGCUAUUUCCACGACCAACUUCACGGACUUGACGGGGAACGCUGUGAUUGACUUCAACGACUUCCUGAGUCCUGCACUUGAGGAGGAUUUAGACUGGGGUCAAUUUGCUUCGAUGGUUUCAUCGGGGGUGGGCAAUUUCGACGCGUUUCUCAAUGACGAUCCAUUCAAGAUCUAA